Messenger RNA from Exaiptasia diaphana, 700 nucleotides. RefSeq names its product gelsolin-like protein 1. Gene Ontology annotation, molecular function: actin filament binding. The record is from RefSeq and is a predicted model, not a curated record. Lineage: Eukaryota; Metazoa; Cnidaria; Anthozoa; Actiniaria; Aiptasiidae.
UAUUGCUUCAUUCACAUCAGCUUAGGGAACUUUGUGGCUUGUCUUCUUUCUGAACAUGGCGUGUAGUAAAGGUUUAGUCAAACAAAAAGAAUACGACUGGAAGGACUCUAACCUUGCUUUGUUUGGGUCUGAUCUCGAUAAGAAUGUGAAAAAGGAAGCUGCAUUAACUGAGCGUGCUUGGCAAGGAGCAGGGUUGCGACCAGGCUUAAAAAUAUGGCGAAUUGAAAACUUUAAGGUCAAGGCCUGGCCCAGAACUGACUAUGGGACAUUUUACGACGGAGAUUCGUACAUCAUCUUAAAUACGUACAAGAGUGAAGAUACUGACGAGCUUAAAUAUGACGUUCACUUCUGGAUUGGUGAGCACUCGACCCAGGACGAGUAUGGCACAGCCGCUUACAAGACUGUGGAACUUGACACAUAUCUUGAUGACAAAGCAGUUCAGCAUCGUGAGGUCAUGAAGCACGAAUCGCGUCUUUUCCAGAGUUACUUUACUUGCCUGACAACUUUGGAAGGAGGAGUGAUCGUGGAGGUAAAGUUAGAAUAGAGAUUCUUGACGAAUCGGAAAUGGAAAGAACUCAUGUCUUCUAUAAGAUGUGUGGUGAUAAAGUAGUUCAAAAAGGGGUAAGKUUAAAGCUUAAACUGAUUUUCUACUAGAUCAUUUCAAAUAAUAUUGUAUAUCAUCUUCUGCAUGUUUUAAAUU